AUGAGUACAAGCAUAGAAGGGGUUGAAAAUAAUGCGGACUUUAAGUUAAAGAGUGAAAUAAACUCGAUUGAAAAGGAAUUGAAAAACUGGUUCAUCAAAAGAAGACUUAAUAUGGAAUUAAAUUAUUCUUUAAAACAACUUUUUGAUAACUAUAAUUUUGUAGGUUUGUCCAUAAAUAAAAGUAUGGACUUAAAAGAUAAAAUGUUAUGGUAUGAUAUGGUGAAUGGAAAACCAGAGGUUGAAGAUACAUUAAGUAUAGAUGCUAAGGAAUACAAAGCUGAUAAAUAUUGCAACUUAUGGAAUGCAAGUACAACUGUUGAUAACCCAUGCAGAUUAGUUGGAUCCAUUUACUUUCGUUGCUUAAAAAAUAAUUAUAAAUUAAAUCAGUUAGACCGAGAGCACAAAUGUAUUCAUAGCUUUAUAAAUUUUAACAAUUGUAGAAAAGCCUUAAAAUUACAACAAGCCAACAAUAUUAAAAAUUCAAUUAUUAAACAGACCACAGAAGACACGACUGCAAAGGCUCUUUUCGAAAGAAGAAGUGCGUUGCUUGAUAUGCUUGAGGGCGAAAGGUGA
Plasmodium malariae is the source of this 573-nucleotide messenger RNA. Its product is annotated as conserved Plasmodium protein, unknown function. The coding region runs from base 1 to 573 and encodes 190 amino acids. The record is from RefSeq and is a predicted model, not a curated record. The transcript has a single exon. Lineage: Eukaryota; Apicomplexa; Aconoidasida; Haemosporida; Plasmodiidae.